AUGAGGAGCAUGAAUCAAAAUGAUCGGCCAUUUCAUUGUCUCCUUGACACCGUUCAUUGCAAGCAUGUCUUCCCGAUUGUAUUGGGAUAUCACAUGUUCACGGCAAUUUUCUUCUCAUAUAUUCUUUUCCCACAUGCACUCCUUAUGACAAUACCUGCUCUAGCAGUGUGUCUCUGCGCCACUUUCGGUUUCCUUCAUCACCACCCCCAACUUCUUGUGCCUUUUCGCAUUUACGUGUACAUUUCGAUCUUCUUCUUGCUCUUUCUCGGUCUCUACAUGUUUUUCAUCAGCGUUUUUGAAAAGCCCAAACACGAGGCAUUAUCACAAAAAUUGUUCGCCCCAUCACCGGAAUUCUUCUCCUUAUGUUUCCAUUUGGUUUCAAAUUUGGCGACUCUUUUCGAUCUGUGGCAACUUCCACUCAUCAACACUACAGCAAAAUACCUCAACUCUUUAAAUGAUGGAACAGAGCCUUGUGUGAUCCAGUUGCCUGUCAUUCCCGAUGCUCUCAGUGCGACUUUCGUG
Mesorhabditis belari is the source of this 522-nucleotide messenger RNA. NCBI's taxonomy places the organism in Eukaryota, Metazoa, Nematoda, Chromadorea, Rhabditida, Rhabditidae. The record is from the annotation of a GenBank genome assembly.